AUGUCUUAUAUCCGGGAUUGUCCCGAAUUUCGCCUAAGCCGCUCCGACUCCAAGGAUCCUUUCACGACCUGCCAAGGUGUGAGAUCCGACGGUCAAAAAUGUCGCAGAACAGUCAUAUCUGCGAAGGAUGUUUCCAAGAAGGAGGCUGCCGCUACACAGGCGAGUGCUAUGACCGCUGGAAAGACCGAGAUACAAGCAGAGAAGCUGUUUUGUUGGCAACAUAAACACCAAGCCUCGUCGUUUAAAUCGAAGGUUGCUGCUAUUCCUGCUGCGCUGGAAUUACGGAAGAGAUCGAGCAUUGAUACCAUCGUCGAGAGAGUCGGAUUACUGACUGUGAACGAUGGGGGUGCUACAAAGGCUAAAGAUUCGCAACCUAAGGGAUCUCAAAAUACAUUCACUUUAUAUCAAGAAAUAAAGAGGACCCAGAAUCCUACCGAGCAUCGAAGGAAGCCAACCACCCCGCUACAACCGCUGAAAAAUGAAAACGAGCUGCAAAUCCCGGCUACAUCUGCUUCUAAGAAGAAGCCGAGCGCCAGAAGGCGAUUGGUGUGCUUCCUUACAGGUGGCGACGAUAGUGACACUCCGGAAUUAAACGUUCGUCGACGAACUCAACACGUUAGAUCUGCCUCUCAUUCAGAAACCAGGGUUGUGAGGACUCCACCCAGAUACCAGUAUCAGCAUGCGAAAAGGCCUACGACUACCGAUAAUAAAACCUCGAGACGUCACUCUGACAUUAGCCUUCAAAGUCGACAAUCCGAAUCCCGUCAACGCAGCCAAAGACAAAGUAUGCCAUCUCAUGUACCGAGUUCUCAAAGGCCAACUAUGCUAGCAAAUCCAACUACCUCUUCAUCCCAAACCCAAUCUCUACUCUCCUGGAUUCCCACAACCUUAUCACCGGAGACAACGUCGAAACUUCUUCAGAAGCUUUCUGAACCGCUUUCUCCAUCUGAAGAAUGGGGAUAUAUCUAUAUAUACUGUGUCACACCACAAAAGACGGUCCCUUCAGCAGAUGUCCUCCCCUCCCUUAUCCCGCACCGUACAGAGAUUUGUCCCUCAACCCCAGAAAUCUUGCGCUCAGCAGGAAUUUCGCCAAAUCGAACCCAGAUGCACAACCGCACGGCGAAUACUAUAACCCUUAAGAUAGGGCGCGCAGUUAACGUAUCUCGUCGUCUAACACAGCAAUGCGCACAAAAUCUGACCUUGGUUCGAUAUUAUCCAUAUUCUCCAUCUUCGUCUUCAACAAAUUCACCACCUCCCCGAAAGGCGCCAAAUGUUCAUAGAUUGGAAAGACUGACACAUAUUGAGCUAAAUAAUCGGCGGUUCAAGUUACAAGAUCCCUGUGGACACUGUGGGAAGAGGCAUCAGGAGUAUUUUGAGAUCGAGGCAAAUACCGAGCAUUUACGGAUGGUAGAUGAGUGUGUCCGAAGAUGGGUACGGUUUAGUGAGCUAGAUCCGGGCAGAUGA
Messenger RNA from Coccidioides immitis RS, 1464 nucleotides. RefSeq lists its product as uncharacterized. Bases 1 to 1464 code for a protein of 487 amino acids. The transcript has a single exon. Lineage: Eukaryota; Fungi; Ascomycota; Eurotiomycetes; Onygenales; Onygenaceae. The record is from RefSeq and is a predicted model, not a curated record.